AUGAAGUUGUCAAAGCAACUAGGGGCCAUCUUGGCCCUGAACUUGUCCCUGGCCCCAAGUGUGCUGGCAUCUGCAACCUGCAGUCAAUUGUCCGGCAGUAUCUACACCGGAAGAAACAGCAAUUCAUUCGAUAUUUUAUGCGAUUCUUCUACAAUCAAUGGGAAUAUCUUCGCCUAUUAUUCGGAUGGUGAUGAGUUUCAAGACUGUGUGGAUAGAUGCGAUGCUGUCUCUAUUUGUGUCAUCGCAUUGUAUUUAGCGGGCAGUGGUGACUGUGCUUUGAUCAACAGUUAUCAAGGGACUAGGUCAUUUAAUGGCAACGAUAUUGCCAUCAAGAGGGCAGCGACGACUGAAACCACGUCAUCUGCAAAGUCUAUAUCAUCAAACGCAGCAUCUACGUCCGCUGAGACUUCAUCCAUAGAGGCUACAUCAACAGUGACUUCGACAACAGAACCUUCAUCCACAGACGGUUCCUCAACCGAGGUUCUAUCGACUGAUAUCAACGAUUCGUCCACUGAGACUUCAUCCAUUGAGGCUACAUCAACACUCGCUUCUUCAACUGAGACGUCAUCAACAACAGAGACUUUGACGACAGAACCUUCAUCCACAGCGAGUUUCUCAACUGAGGUUCUGUCGACCAAGGGUGAAGAUUCAUCCACUGAUAUUUCAUCCAAUGGGGCUGAAUCGACAGGUGCCCUAUCUACAGAACCCUCAUCAAUUGAGGCUGUAUCAACAUCAGUGGAAGUUACAUCAGAGUCUGCGUCAACUUCUGAAGCGUUUACAAUAGUUACUACUACUACAAACUUGCACUACACUAGUACAGCUAGUAUCGAAACAUCGACCGAUGAUUGCGACGAUGAAACAUCAACCAUUGAGACCUCGGCUGCUGAGGUGACAUCCACAGCGACGGCAUCCAAUAUACUGUCCACGACACUAUCUAACGAUAGCCUUGGUGCCCCUACUACAACUCUUCAAACAGGAGAACGUUCCACUUCGGCAUUCUCUGAGACUUCUGCUUUUACUUCAUCAGCAUCGUCUUUGACAACUACGGAGAAUCAUAAUUCUGUAUCAACAUCUCUGUCAAACUCUGUGACUGGCGAAACUCCCUCUACUCUUCCUCCGUUUUCAAGCACUACCACAACCGAGACUCAUGCAACCUACACCCAAGUCACUUUCUCGUCUUGGUCCUCUUUGGAAACCACAAAGCAUGGCUCUAAGACGCGUUCAGUCUCGGAUAUCACUACCAUGACGACAGAGUCCGCAAGUCGUCUUACAACACUUUACCCUACUUCUGACUGCGUCUGGACUGUUUACCUGACAAUGGUUGAGUAUGUCACCUGCAGCACUGGUGUGGUUCCCGAGACAGCAAUUACUACCAGAUAUGUCACUGCUACCAACCACGGGGAAAGCUAUAGACCUCCAGUAGUUGUAUUGCCUUCUGGUUGUAUCGGAGGUUAUCAGGUAGAUGCCAGCGGCCACAGCUAUCCUGUAACUCUACCUACAAAGGGAUCAUACGGCAACUCUACGGACCAGGGUUAUAGUCAGCCAUCUGCUCGGCCCACGUCGGGAUCAUCAGGCAAGCCUCAUUUUGGUCAUGAAAACUACAACCCUCAUAUUCCUGCUCAAACUCUAGAGUCAAAUGGGGACUAUCGGCCAGAGUACAUUGAUGGUCAUCCGUCUGUCCCUGAGUCUACACAGGGAUCACACGCCGAAUAUCACGAAGAUACUUCUAGCCAGCUAUCCGCUGCUGGCUAUGACUCACCAGAGUCCAACAAGCACGGCCCUCAAAAAACAGAAGGACUGGCUACUACAACAGCUAUUUCCGCAUACAAAUCUGGUGCCCCAGCAAAUCUUCCAGUAUCAUCUGCAAUCCAUCAUGGACAGGCAGGUAUCUCAUCGACAUUUACAAUCAUGUCCACUACCACCAAAGACAUGUAUAGACCCAGCGCCAGUGAGGCACCAUCUACGCCAGUAAUUGCUUCCGGGGCAAGCAGACAUCAGGGUAUUGUUUGGACAGUGAUUGCUGUAGCCUUUAUGGCUCUGGGAGUUUAG
Fusarium graminearum PH-1 is the source of this 2049-nucleotide messenger RNA. RefSeq lists its product as uncharacterized. The transcript has a single exon. Bases 1 to 2049 code for a protein of 682 amino acids. NCBI's taxonomy places the organism in Eukaryota, Fungi, Ascomycota, Sordariomycetes, Hypocreales, Nectriaceae. The record is from RefSeq and is a predicted model, not a curated record.